Messenger RNA from Uranotaenia lowii, 4197 nucleotides. RefSeq lists its product as uncharacterized. Bases 918 to 4139 code for a protein of 1073 amino acids. The transcript has 4 exons. Lineage: Eukaryota; Metazoa; Arthropoda; Insecta; Diptera; Culicidae. The record is from RefSeq and is a predicted model, not a curated record. Gene Ontology annotation, biological process: transmembrane transport. Gene Ontology annotation, cellular component: membrane. Gene Ontology annotation, molecular function: transmembrane transporter activity.
GCUAAGCAGAUCGGCAAACAUUCGUUCAGAUCACCGCCAAGGAAGAAGAUCGUGCGCGCCGUGCGGGCCAUUCUCUCGCGCUUCCUUGUAAGCCUGGCUUAACUGGCUGCCUUACAUAUCUAACAUAUUGAUCGGUCGCGAUGUUUUUCCAUUCAAUUUAGGAAGUUUGAGUUAUAAUUGAAACCGGGCCUGGAUAUUGAACCGCUCGAUAGAUCGCGAUCGGUUUCCGUUUUGUCGCGUUCGAUGUGGCUUGCUUGGGGUUGGUCUGUUUUGCGCUCGUUUAAUUCACCGUGAUCCUCUCGUGCACGUCGAGGUCAAUCUCGACGCGUGGCCGUGCAUAUUUUGUUGAAGUAAUCCUCCGUGUAACUGUGGGGGAGUGUGCACGGCCGAUCGUGAAUACUUUUGGUACCUGAACCUGCUAGCUGGACGGAUAAUCUCUGGCUGGGGACAAGUGUCGCUGAAACACAACAUAAAUCAACCAAGAAGUGCAUUGAAUUUUGUGGAGCAUGUUGUUGUUUUCGUCACUUUUGUGUUUACAGUGAGAAUUUACACGCCUGCUUUUCUGUUGUUUGCUUGUGGGCGGUUUUUGGCCAAUUUCAAAAGUGCCUCACAUCGUACAAAUAAUUGAUUGAUUCAACUGAAGAUUCCGCAGAGUUUGGUGAAAAAUAAACACGAAGAAAAAACCAGUGAAGAACGGCGGCAUUGUUGGAGUGGGGGAGAUUUUUCGAUUUGAACCACUUAUUCGCGUUAUUCGGCCAGUUUGGGUUCAAUCUUGCCUCAGAAUAGAGGUGUGGCUUCCCCAAAGAAUAAGCAACAGAACAAGUUCCUUCCGGAAAAGGAAAUUCGAUUCGACCAUCUAAGAAAAGGAGCCAGCCCAAUUUCGCCCGAUCGAUGCCGACUGCAGCAAGUGAAGUCACAUGGAAGCCAAAUUUGCCAAGAAUCCCGAACUGAGCGACAACAUUCGCCUGUCGGUGAAGCCUUCGCAUCACUACCUAAAGGAGGACCUUCACAAUCCAGAACUAAUCGAUGGGAUCGGCAACUAUAAGGAGUUGAAGAAGCAGAAAAGUAAGGAAUAUGAUGCCAGCAAGUACAAUGACUACCACGAGCUACAGGCGGACUUCCGGGAGCUGCGUAGCAAAUCUAAAAGGAAGGACUCCAAAAUGAUGGCCAAGGGACGCCGGAAGAAGAAAAAACCGAAACUCAAUUUCGAGGGCGAAAAAUUCAAGGACCCCGAUCCUUACCAGCUGGCCGUCCGAAAGACACAGUAUAGCAAGGAUAAUGGAAAGUUCAAAUUUGAGGGCGAGAAGUUUAAAGAUCCCGAUCCGUUUGGAUUGGCCAUCCGAAAGCAGAGCAGCAUUGAUGAAACCGGUAAUGGCAAGGAUGUACUGCUAGAUUUCCGAAAUCAGUUACAUCACGCCCAUCCCGGUUUGGUUCAUGGUAGCACGGAAUAUUACAACAAAGAUUGCUACAUAGCCGAUCUGCACGAAGACGCUGGAGACGAUGAUGAUGAUAGCUCUGGUAGCUCUGAUUCAUACUUCAACCGAGCAGCCCUAUCUCAGUUCCUAGCGGUUGGGGUUAAGAACGUUCUUCUUCUGGGGUACGGAAUGACCCUUGGGUUCCCCACCAUUGUGAUACCUGCCGUACAGGGUGGCGACGGCCGAGGUCCCAGCCUCGAGAAGGAUUUUUUCCUCAACAAAGACGAAAUAUCGUGGCUUAGUUCCAUUAACCUAAUCUGCGUGCCCCUGGGAUGUAUCUUUUCCGGAAUGCUCACACAGCCCAUCGGAAGGCGACGAGCCAUGCAGAUUGUCACCAUUCCAAUGCUGAUCGCGUGGCUGCUGUUCCAUUUUGCUACCGAUGUACACUUCCUGUAUUGCGGUCUAGCCCUGGCCGGAUUUGCCGGUGGCCUUAGUGAAGCUCCGGUGCUCACGUACGUGGCCGAAAUCACCCAACCAGUAUACCGGGGCAUGUUGGCCGCCACCGGGUCGACCUGCGUCAUUCUCGGUGUCCUGAUUCAGUUCCUCAUGGGUAGCUUCCUGCGAUGGAGGACGGUUGCCCUGUGCAGUGCGUGCGUGCCGGUCAUCGCAUUCCUGCUGCUGUUUCUGGUGCCGGAGAGCCCGGUUUGGUUGAUCGGAAAGGGACGACACCGUCAGGCGCGUCAAUCGCUGGCCUGGCUUCGUGGCUGGGUGCAGGAGGAUCAGAUCGAGAGCGAGUUCUACGAACUGCAGAAACACAUGCAAAUCAUUGCAGAACGCGAGAAGGAGAGUGAUUUCUCGUCCGGGUUGAAGCGAUACACAUCGCGAACCUUCCUGCAGCCCUUCGGCAUCAUCAGCUUGUGCUUCUUCGUGGGCCAUUUCUCCGGGAUGACCACGCUACAGACGUACGCUGUUCAGAUAUUCCACACGCUCAAGGCGCCAAUCGACAAGUACUACGCCACUACUCUUCUGGGGGUAGCGGAACUGCUCGGAACUUUGUUCUGCGUGGGUUUGGUGCACUUUAGCGGCAAACGGCCGCUCGUCUUUAUAUCCACCAUCGGAUGUGCCGUGUGUAUCUUUGCCGUAGCCAGCUAUUCACAGUUUCUCAACGCCAUCCCCGGCACUACCGUUAGCAAUGUGGUGGCCAAUGUUUCGGCGAUAAAGGCCGAAAUACAGGUUCUGCCGUUGAAUCAUUCGGACAGGGUUAUGCAAAUUCCAACCAUGCUGGCAAACGCAAGCCUCCAGUUUAACGCUACAUCUGCAAAUUCUUCCGAAGAAAUAGGUUUGGACGACCCCAAUGCACCGCAAUACGACGAUCAAAGUUUUACGCCGUACUUCUUGAAUGGAUCCUAUGAUGAUACGUUAAACACCAGCAUAAUCUAUGGGGAAUACGUAAAAUCGGCCAUACCGCGGGAUGUAUUUGUACAAAUACCUCACUCGGAUCAGAACAAGUAUCUAUGGCUUCCAUUGACACUGCUGCUGGGAAGUGCUUUCCUUACCCACAUGGGUAUACGGUUGAUACCCUGGAUGUUGAUAGGAGAGCUGUACAACCCCACAAUUCGUAGCGGUGCGUCGGGUAUAUCUGGUGGUGUUGGAUACAUUUUCGGCUUCCUAGCCAACAAAUUGUUCCUCAAAAUGUUAGCUACGUUCACAUUACCUGGAACGUACUACAUCUACUCUGCAAUAACCAUCAUCGGUGCAAUAAUUCUCUACAAAACCCUUCCGGAAACGGAAGGUAAAUCUUUGAUAGACAUCGAACAGUAUUUCGUUUCCGAACGAAAAAAGUCCAUUCACUUUGAACUCGAGUCAGCCGAACCCCCGAAACCUAAACCACGUGGCUAUGCGACGGCCUUCGCACCUCCACCUCCACUACCGCCGCGGUCUCAUCCUUUGAAGGAUGACAUAGGGAGGAUCAGAAAAAUAUCCCAACAGUUCGGACGCCGCGAAUCGGCCAGUUCUCCGUCCCGUAAGGUUUCCGAAGCAUCCAUGAAGUCCAAUGGGGACAAUCGGAAAAUUUCCACCACCUCCUCGAAAGGUUCGGUCCACAACUUUACCCUCAAUUCCUCGCGACCUAGUCAAAGCUCCAACGAAUAUUAUAGGAAAAUAUCCGCGAGCAAAAUGCCCCCACCCCUGCCACCAAUCCACGGCUCACCAGACCGUACCAGGAAAAUCCACAGUCCCCAGUCGAAAACAAUAACAAUUACCAAACCACCCAAUGAGGUCUCACAAAACCCAUCAGAACCUCAAAAUUAUCGAAAAAUAUCGGACUCGCACAAAACGACUGCGACCAACAGCAACAUUCCGGUACUGAAAGUGGCCCCCCAUCGGGAAACACCACCGCAACCGACCGUACAAAGCCGAAAACCAAAACCCCAAAGCAUGGAGAAAUUCGAUGUCAACACGUGGGAUAGUAAUUUGAAAUUUGAGGAACUGUUGCGAAAACGAGACCGCCCCCAUCAUAGCACGAGGUCAACGGCGGUCAACAGCAGCGGCGGCAGUCAGCAUGAUUUGAAGCGCGAUGAGGACGCACAUCUGCUGGCAGUCGGUCGGAGUCGCCACAGGCAAAAUUCCGGUAGCCUGAAUCUGCUCACGGAAAUCGGUGGCGGAGGUCUCGACAACCGAGCGUACGCUCACAGCCGCGUAGAUCUUCAUGAAACGCAAAUGUGAUGAACGUUGGCUCAGUUUAGUGUAGGUAGAAAAGCUUUAAUAGAUCGCUGUAAAAAUA